This is a messenger RNA of Chara braunii, 4078 nucleotides long. The record is from the annotation of a GenBank genome assembly. Lineage: Eukaryota; Viridiplantae; Streptophyta; Charophyceae; Charales; Characeae.
UUAAUAUGUACGACGUUCUUUUCGGACUUCCCGCUCUUGUGGCAUUACGAUCAAACCUGGAUUUCGAACGACGAUCGAUCGUCCUCCGAAAUACAGGAGGAAAACCCUACGCGGUGCCCAUGCGAUUGACCCUUCGCACUACUAUUAACGUGGUCCCGCGGGUCUCGCCGAUGAUGGCAGAGACUCUCCGCAUGAUCUCCUGGGACGGACCCACAGAAGGACAAUCAUCUGAUGAUGCGGAAAGCAGUGACGAAGACGAUCCGGAGAUCUUGAAAUUAGUACGACAACGCGUUUACUACCCGCCACCCAAGACGAUAACGAGAACGAUGCAACUGACCAGCCGAAAAAUUCAAAGGACCAAGGCAAUGAUCUUGGGAGAGACCCUCGUGCAGAUUUCGAGGAUGGUCGACUCUUUGGAACCCCCUCAAACUCUAUACGAAGGGAUCACCCCUCUCCUCGCCAGCUAUAGAGAUAAAAAGCAUUAUUGCGACGUUAUAGAACUACCUAGGUCUUUGCUAACAUCGGCUAAAGAAGUGAGGUUGUUACGCUUGGGGGCGGAAGCAAGCUCUCUGGAACCCCCUGGGCGUUUUGAAGCAGAAAAAGACAGGCUGGGGAUAAAAAUUGCAACCAAGGAAGUGCCAUGGCAGGAUGUUUGCGACGGGAUUACCUCGGAAGGACACGUGGCAAUCCGGGAAGAAGAUGCUCAGAUGAUGGCCACGGUGUUCUCCUGGCGAUCGGAUCAUUCAUUCAUCUCGGCGCCUCCACCUGACUUGGCAAAACAGGCGCACACGAAACAUAUCGACGUUCAGAUCUGGGACCAACUUUUCGAACUAUGCCUUCCACAGUAUGUGCCGGAUGAAAUCCACCGGGUCAUGGUGGAUAUUCUAACAGAAUAUCGAGAAGCGAUUAGCGCGUCAGAUACUGACAUUGGGUUGUCGUUAGUAAUCCAACAUGAAAUUCAGACAGGAAAUCACUCCCCGAUUCAUUGCAAACCCUAUCGCUAUUCCCUGAUUGAACGCAAAAAGGCUCUCGAACGAAUUCGGGAGUUCGAAGCCAGUGGUUGGAUCGAACCUGCUACCCAACCUUGGUCUUUUCCCGUAGUGUUAGUACCGAAGAAAAACGGAGCAAUUCGCAUUUGUAUUGAUUAUCGCAAGCUGAAUGAAAUCACGAUUAAAAAUGUGUAUCCCCUCCCCCGGAUUGAUGAUCUGUUGGAUGCGAUUGGAUGCGCUAAUUAUUUCAGCACGUUUGAUAUUCGGCAUGGCUUCCAUCAUAUUCUGGUGAGGGAAGAAGAUCGGCCAAAAACGGCCUUCGUGUUGUUUGAGGGCACGUGGCAGUGGGUUCGGUGUCUGAUGGGGAUUUGCAAUGCGCCUGCCACGUUUCAGCGAGCGAUGAACAUGACGUUCCAGAACUUCGUCAACAAGACACGACUGACGCAGGGGAUGAUUAACUUCUGCGUGAUUGUGUACAUGGACGACAUCCUGGUCUAUUCGGAGACCUAUCACGGGCACGCGCAACACAUCGAAUGGACAUUAAGUGCAUUGAGAGACGCUGGGUUCAAGAUUGCGCUUAAGAAGAGUGAAUUUUUCCUCUCGGAAAUUUCGUUCCUGGGCUAUGUCGUGACACGUGGAGGAUUGCGGCCAGACUUGAGAAAAGUUGCGGCAGUGAGGGAAGCUCCGGUUCCCACGUCUCUGACGCAGGUUCGAGCCUUCUUGGGGCUGGCGUCGUCCUAUCGGCGCUUCAUCAAGGGUUUUGCCGCGAUUGCACGACCACUAAGGAAUAUGUUACGGAAAGACCAGUCUCUCAGCUGGGAUGCGGAGUGCCAGCAGGCCUUUGCAACCCUCAAGGACGCUCUGGCAACGACCCCUAUUUUGAUCCGGCCGGACCCCUCGAAGCAGUUCAUCCUCAUCACGGACUGGCAACCGGAAGGUAUUUCCGCUAUUUUCGCCCAGAAGGGGAACGAUGAUCGAGAACACGUCAUCGAGUACGCGUCACGAACCGUACCGGACGAACGAAGAAACGACUCCGCACCUCAGGGUGAGUGCUAUGCAGUAGUUUGGGGAAUCCAACACUUCCAUCCGUAUCUCUACGGACAGAAGUUCCGCCUCGUAAUGGAUCACGAGCCUCUGCUGGCGCUGAAGAAACUCACCAACUACACGGGCAUGAUUGGUCGUUGGGCGGUGCGAUUGCAAGAAUACGACUUCGACAUCGUCCAUCGAAAGACAGAGCGACAAGGCAACGCGGACGGGCUGACACGUCUACAUCGGCCUGCCAAGUCCGAUAUCCAUCCUCGCCUUUCCUACUGCCUAACGACCCUUGCUGUCCCCGACAUUCGUCCCCCAUACUGGGACCUGUGGCGCGAAGACUUCGUAGAGAUUUCACUGUGGUUGGUCGAAGUACGGCUGACGUGGAUCGAGGACGAAGCGCACCCGCCUUGCAUAGAGCGGCUGGAGUUGCUGUUUAUCCAAGCCUGGCGCACCAACGUGGAGGGAGAGCUCCUCGCAUUCUUAUUCGGUGCAGUACGGCCCGACCAUCAGGAACUUAUCACACAAGAGCUCACGAUCCCGGUAGCGCAGCUGGCGGACGACCUCCCUCUUGACAUCAUCUCGCAAGACGACGAGCAUCCAGUUCCCCAUGUCCUUUCUCGCACCUUGACACCUCAUCUUCAGUGGUCGGCUUGCGUAGAAGGAGCCGCGGAACGCAUCCCGCCGUCGCAGCGACAACAUUUGGAUCCCCGGGCGAUUCGUGACCCUGCCUUCUUCAGGCAGCCUACGGCGGAGCAGCUUGCGGCCAUCCAAGAGGAGGAAGAGGAGGAAGAAAGCACUGAGAGUGACGACAGGGAAGACGAGCGGGAAGAAAGUGAGGAAGGCGACGAAGUACUCGGGGAAGAGGACGAAACCCCCGAAGAAGGAAGCUAUAGCGAGUAUAGCGAGGGGGAGCAGAGCGAAGAAGAGGAAGAAGACGAAGAAGGAGAAGAAGGGCACGAAGAAGAAUCUGCUGGACCAGAGUGGGAAGCCGUGCCAGAAGAAGCGCUGCUCACAGGUAUAGAGGCAGAAGAUCCCGAGGCGGCCCGUAAAAGGGAAAAGAUCGUGGUCGGGAAGACGGAGUUAGAACUCGCAGGCGCGAUUCUUCCCAGCGACUUGAAACGGGACAUGGAGGUGGACCCGGGACCGGAGGAGGACCUCAAUGGAGACUUCCAGAUGGUGAUCUUAAAUGACCAAGGGGCGACACAGGGCCGCCUGGUGGAGGGGUCCCUGAGGAUCGAUCAAGAUCUGGAAGAUCACCCGUCACCCCCGGCUGCGGUACAGUAUCCGCCACAAGGAAUGCCGCCUCAGACCCCCCACCACAUCACCACCGCAAAUGACGGCAAUCUAGCCACAUCAAGUCACAUGCAGAAGCAUGUCACGACAAACAAGCUGGUGCGCCAGAGGCUCAAAAUCCUCACCGACGAGGUGUUGAUGAGAAUGCUGUUCCAAAACUACUCUCCCGGCCAACUAAAUAUCUCUCCCCUUCAUUGGGAGAGGAUAAGGAGAGCACUAAUGUUCUGCCCUCGGGUGCUGACAGUGCUAGAGAGAUACAUGAUCCCAGAGGCAGUUGACUGGGUGAUAGUGGGCAGGGAACUUAUCUAUACAAUCAGUGCCUUCAGAAAUGAAGUCUACAAUUACAAGGUACACACUGAGCACACAGAAAGGUCUGAGACCUCACAAGAUCACAAUGAGCCACAAGGGAUGAACCAAGACUUCUGGUUUGAAGGAGUAGCAUGGCCGGCGGUACUCAUCCAUGAAAUUCAUCAGUUACCGUUGUUCACAGACCCCGGCAACUGCGAGCGAAAGGGUGCAUCUCAGUCAACUGCCCAAUCUAUUAUAUCUUACGAAAGUAACCACGAAUUGGUGCUGCCAAUGGAAGUCAACCUGGGGGAGCUCAUUGCUGGCCUCCCUGAGAUAACAAACGAUUCCGACUCUGAGUCGGAGGCUGAAGCAGAAUAGGGACGACCUUUCAAUCACUGGCCAGAUUCACUCAACCUCCCACAACAGGUGCCCCGACUGGAAUGUGGCACAACAAAUGAAAACCAUCAAAAUCA